AUACCUAUUAUAAUACAAUUGAAGCUAUCAAUAGAGCUAAAAAAGCAAGGGCCAACCAAUCACUGAUUAGAUGGGUUGUGAGUUCGGGCAUUUCCUUUUCAACUUUUGAUAAUUUGUACUUCGAAGAUUUCACAAAAAUAUUAAACCUUGGAUAUAAUUCAUCUAGGUGUAAUACAUUAGCAUUGUUGGUUUUAGAUGCAGAAGUAGCAAAUAUUACUUUAAAAAUAAAAAAGGAACUAUUUAAAGCUAAAAAUCUUACUUUAUAUAUAGAUAGUUGGUGUAGCCCAUUAAAACAUAAUAUAUACGCUUUUGUUAUUAUAACAAAUAAAAGAAAGCAGUAUGUCUAUUCUUUACAAAAUUUUUCUAAGUUUUCCCAUAUGGCAAAUUUUAAUGCUAAAAAAAUGAUAGAAAUAUUAGAAAAAGUUGGUCCAGAAAAAUUUAUCGCAAUAACUACUAAUGCUGAAUUAGCGAUGAUGGUAGCCAAACGACAAGUUAUAGAAAAAUACCUCAAAAUUUUACCUAUAAGAUGCAUUGUGCAUCACAUCCAAAAGAUUCUAUCAGAUUGUCAAAGUAGUGGUUGGACAAGUUGCGAACUUUUAAGGACUCAAAUGAAUCUGUACAAAAAUAAAGAAGAUCCCUUUGAAGAAGCAUUUAUUGAAUCCGCUAAUAUAGUAAUUAAUUGGUGGAUAUCUAUAGAACUCAAAAAAAAUAAAGACUACAUCAAGAUGCUUGCUAUACGAAUUCAUUCUAUUUCUCCUCAUAAUGCUGCGUGUGAACAUACCUUUAAAGAACUUGAAGAAGAUAUGGAAGAAGAUAUAGAAGAGUCUUCUGAGGAAACAGAUAAUUCUGUCAGUGAAAAUUCAUUAAAUUUAGAAAUUGGAAAUUUUAUAUCUUUAUCUUCCAGACUAAAAUUCAACGAAUCGUCAAGCUUAAAUAAAGAAAUUGAACAUGGAAAUAGAGAUUUUGAUGUGAAUGAUUUAAUCG
This is a messenger RNA of Dentiscutata erythropus, 984 nucleotides long. The record is from the annotation of a GenBank genome assembly. NCBI's taxonomy places the organism in Eukaryota, Fungi, Glomeromycota, Glomeromycetes, Diversisporales, Gigasporaceae.